Messenger RNA from Sclerotinia trifoliorum, 1492 nucleotides. The record is from the annotation of a GenBank genome assembly. Lineage: Eukaryota; Fungi; Ascomycota; Leotiomycetes; Helotiales; Sclerotiniaceae.
UUCCCAGCUCUUCCAGUAUUCAAUGUCCCGGUUAGUGUUCUGAUAUUCACCAGCACGGUUCUUCUUGUCAUCUUAAAUUGAAAUGGCAAGUAGACUGGCUUUGAACCUUUCUUUCCCAAACAGUCACGCCAUAUAAAUCCAGGGUAUAGUACAUGGGUUUGAUUCACCUUGGUUCCUCUGCAGUGUUCUUAAAUCUUGAAAAUGUCUUUUCUUUUUCCACUUAGCUUCAAAAGGGAACAACAUUAUGGCGGCUGCAGAAUUCAAUCAAGACUUGAUAGAAAUGGUCGAAAGUGCCGACGUACCGAAGCCUAUGUGUGAUGAGUUCAAGAAGAUGCUCUCGGGAAUGAAGUCAGUACAUGUUCAGUCGAAAUCGAAUCCAGAUACUAAUUUUCUGGCGUUUAGUUUUAGGGCAUGUCUAGCCGACUGCAUGCCGAAAUACAAGCUUGAUGUUCGUAGGAAAAUACUCAAGUUCAACGACAGCUCCAUCGGCGACGAAGAUACUCUAGAUGACCUCAAGAAUCGCCGAAUGGCCGUAGCCAAGACUAUAUUUGGCAAACUUGGUCCUGAUACAAAUAUCGAAGCUCCAUUAUUCUGCACCUGGGGUUGCAACACUUUUAUUGGUAAAAAUGUGUAUAUCAACAGGGAGUAGGUCACCUCGUCACAUCUAGACAAGAUAACUACUAAGUACGGUAUAACAGCGUCUCGAUUUUUGAUAGUGCGCCCGUUCAAAUCGGCGACCGUGUACUCAUCGGACCCGGCGUCUGUAUAUGCACAGAUACGCAUGAACUUGACGCUGUAUCCAGGGAGAAAAGCCAGAUGGGAUCUUAUGCGAAACCAAUAGUUAUUGGCAACGAUUGUUGGAUUGGUGGAAAGGCAAUCAUAGUUGCAGGGGUUACAAUUGGGAAUGGAUCGACGGUUGCAGCUGGAGCUGUUGUGGUCAAGGAUGUUGAAGCAAGUAAGUGCUGCGCAUUUCUUCUUUGGGUCUUUUCCGCUUUGUCAUUCUUUAUGCGAUCUUCAACCAUAUGCGAUUGUGCUUGGGAAUCUUACGGCUUACAUCUUUGGUGUGUAUACAGAUUGUCUUGUUGGUGGUGUACCUGCCAAGGUUAUUAGGAGACUUGAUAAUGUCGGUAUAUUAUCAAAAUAAACACUGCUCAAUUCGAUCCAUCCUUCUAUUUAGGCAAACAUACUGGGCUUUUUCUAUGGGUAUUUGGAGUGGGUGUGGACGGAGGAGGAGCACUUGGAAUUUUCUAAAUUCAAUAUGUAAUAUUGUUAUUUUGAUGAACUUAUCGUUGAUUGUUUUGGGUUUCCUUCAGUUAGUGAGUGCAUCUAGUCCGCACACAUCACUAGAUUUAAUGAGAGACCAAUACUCGCAUUACGAAUGGUCUUAUUGUUCAUGGUUAUAUCUCCAUGUACUGCUGUAAAAUAAUAGGUGAUUUCAUGGGUGAUCUCAGGAUUUUGUCCGGGAGUUUGACAUUGUUUUAAAAUUGGAUUU